This is a messenger RNA of Harpegnathos saltator (Jerdon's jumping ant), 3471 nucleotides long. RefSeq lists its product as uncharacterized. NCBI's taxonomy places the organism in Eukaryota, Metazoa, Arthropoda, Insecta, Hymenoptera, Formicidae. The record is from RefSeq and is a predicted model, not a curated record. The transcript is spliced from 5 exons. The coding region runs from base 765 to 1496 and encodes 243 amino acids.
UCUUUUGUGUUGUACACGUUUAUUUACAUUAUACGCUCCGCUUUUUUUACGUUUGUUGUACCAACGACGGUCUCCCUGUCGCAACAAGCAAAUUGUCAUCGGAUUCAGCAGAGGUCGCGAUUCUCCGGCACUUUCCCGCCCGAGAGAUUUGCCUCGGCGAAUCCACGAUCGCACCCUCGACCGUUCGCGAAGAUCGCUCGACGCGCACGCAGAGGCGGCACCAGGAAGGCAUCCGAGUCUCUAAUGGCCGAAGGAUGUAUCGGUCGCGCGGACGGCAGAGAGUCACGCCGAUGUGGUAUCGAUCGCGCAGGCUCAGGGGCCGAGGGGCGGGAAGAGGGUAUCAACGGGAGGAAACGGAAAUUCGACAGUGCGCCUCCUGAAGGACCAUAACGAGCCGUUACUCGGGUAUACUCUUUCGGCCGUAAUGCGAGUACACGAGACGGGAGGAGCCGAGGCUUGACUUUAAUUGGACGAGAAGGACGAGAGAACAUCGACGGGCGCGAUCACCAGCGAAGGAAGCGAGGAUCACGCGGGCCGAUUCGACUGCCCGCGCGCAAUUACACAACGACACGCGACAUACGGCACGUGCGUCGAGAGCGAGCGGUGGAGCAAAGUCAAAGGUCACGAACGGAGUUCGGGACGGUCGCGUGCGAUCGAGGGUAGAGGACGACGAGAGGAGCGCAGUAGAAGGAGGAGGAAGAAGAGAUUCGCGAGGAGAGAAGAAGAAGAAGAAGAAGAAGAGGAGAGAGACAAGCAGCAUCAGCAUGGCUAUACCGUUCGCGCUGCCGACCGACGGCGAGGCGGACUCGCAGCAGAUGACACUGAUGCUGGACCUGUACGCAGCUCUGCAUCGCGUGAUCCGCAGCAGGAAUGCCCAGCAUCCGUCACGAAAUCAUCGGGCACCACGGCGACCCGGCGAUUACGCUUCCCGGCAGCACCUGGUGAUCCUGGUGCAACCCGGCACGGAGGAUCUAUCGAACUUGCCGCUGCCCGACCUGGUGCAGUCGGCAGUGGACCAGCUGCCACCGCCGUCGCCCCAGGUGACCGUUUCCGUCCCCAACAGCCCGAUGAGAGACGCGACCUUCCAGUUCCCUGAGAGUGGCGCACCGCUGCCGAGCCCAAGGCCACGACCACGAAGACGGCUCGCCUCGGAGAGCUCGGUCCUGGACAAGGGCCCGAUAGAGGUGAUCUGCAGCAACGGCAGCACCUGCUGCUGCCACCUCGGCCACCAGACUCUCAACGAGAGGCAGUGGGCGAGCGUGGGUGCUAAUCUCAGGAACAUCGCCGGUGACUUCCACGCGUCCAAGACUAAGGACGCCGAGAUCGAGAAGGCGCGGCUGCCAGUGAUCGGCUCGGGCUUGUCGAGCGGUCGCAACAGCAACUCGUCGUCCACCGACAGCCUGCUGUCACUGCUGAUCCCGGCACCGUUGCGCGAGACCCUCUGGGCAACGGUGGCCUUGUAUCUCGGCUGGAGACUCGUCUCCCGCCUACGAUAGACGCGCCGGUCUCGCCCAGCCGUCGUCCUGGAUGACACCGGCGGUCCUGCGGCCCGGUCAAGCGGUCGCGUCGGCACCCGGUGUCCGCAGUACGGCGUUUGGAAACUGUUAGAGGCGGCGGACCGCACGGACCGUCAGUGAAACCACCGACUCUUUCACGUGGUGGCGAUCCACGGUCCAGCGGUAUUGCGGAAUCCUCGAUCGGACGCCUCGUCGGACGUCGUCGAGAGGAGGGUGAGAUCCACAGGCCGGGUCUCUCUUCGUGAUCGAACGACGGAUUUCAUCGAGACAUAGAGGUAGAAAAAGAGAGCGAGAGAGAGAGAGAGAGAGAAAGAGAGAGAGCGAGAGCGAGAGCGAGAGCGUUGAGAAUCCACGAACCGUCUCUCGUUCGAGCAGCCGCGAGAACUCGGAUUGUAUUUUGUAUAACCGUUUUUUGUAUCGUGGCGCGGCUCGUCCGCCAGCCGCCGCGAGAAUGCGCUCGGUCGACUUUGAUCGGUUCCCGAGGGACUGUCCGAUUGCUUGAUGUGAAGGAAGGAAAGAUUAUUCCAAGAUAGAGAGUAUCGAAGCGUUAAAACCGCGAUGACGAAAAUGGCGCGAUGACCCGCGCGAUUAAUGAUUCUUUGAUGAGCCGGAUGAUUCGACGAGUCCAAAAUUGCUGAAUGUGUUCCCUCGGAACGCGGGUGACUUUGUGGAAUUCAUAUGAAAGAAAAAAAAAAACAACAGGUUUCCAUUACAAAAAAAAAAGAUUGUUAAAAAGGAUCAAGGAAUAUGUUUAAAGAUAUAAAAGAAAUUUUUCUCUCCCGUUACCCGUUUCGCGAUCAACGCUCAUGAUUCGUCGAUUCGUCGUGCGCUACGAAACAAGUUCCGACUGUGAUCGUCGAUGCGGAUGACGAAGCAAAGGUAGGUAGCGACGACGACGACGGCGACGUCGAGGUCCACCGGAUGCAUUCUCGCGGGCGCGCGGGCGGCGGACGGGCAGGCAGGGAUUACUUCGGACGCGUAGCGUUGGUGCCGACAGUUCGCCCCGCGAAUGAUUUCAUGUAAUGCGACGUAGAUGGACGUCGGAGGACGGGGUUGUAGUUUCGGGGGUGACAAUCCCCGGCGACGGGGAAGGGGGAGGGGACGGAAGUAACCGAAUUGCGUAUUACGCGGCGAUCGGACCGAGACACGAGGAGGAAGAGGUAUUAUAUUUAGAGGUGACGGGGGGAGCUAAGGACGAGAUCCAAAGAGGAUUAAACCCAAUAAUCAAAUGAUGAUCUCAUUACGGAUAAAUAAAGAGAAUUAAAUAAAGUAGUGUGAUUACGGGAACGAGAGAAGGGCGGACCACCCACGCAGGCCCCUUUUAUCCUCCGUCUUCUCUUCGCGCGUCCGUCCCUCUCUUGGUCUCGCUGAUAGAGAAAGGGAGAGAAAGAGAGAGAUUCUUCGGUGUGAGCGGUUUGUUGUAGAUAACGCGACCUCUCUUCCGGCCGACACCAUCGGCGUGUUCGGCCGAUUCUCGAGCGAGAUUCUUUUUUUUUUUUUCUUUUUUAAUGACGUCACGCCGCGUGACGUUUCGCGAGGUACGCUUUCGUCGGUGAGGCACUUGCUUGGGGAGAGAUCGAGAGGACAGAGAAAUAGGGAGAGAGAAAGAGAGACGACGAAGAGCAUCCUCCGCGAAAGACCUCGAGAGAGACGCCUUCGACGAUACCGCGCUGGAGAGAAAUGGGACUCGAUGAGGGAGCGCGCGGAGUUAUCACUAGACGGUCGAUCGGACCUCGCAAGAUGUCGUUACGGUGCCGACGGAAUGUAUGUACAUAUAUAUAAAGGAAGAAAGAGGGAGACGUCGAGAGAGGGGUGUGACGUGAAUUCCAAAAAUGUUGAGAAAUGAUAGAAGGAGAGAGACGAGCGAGGACGCGUAAGGUGGAGGCAGACAGAGGAGCAACCUGCGAGUUCGUUCGUGCGUGCGUGCGUGCGUGCGUGCAUGUGUGUGUAUGUA